This is a messenger RNA of Acanthoscelides obtectus, 3646 nucleotides long. NCBI's taxonomy places the organism in Eukaryota, Metazoa, Arthropoda, Insecta, Coleoptera, Chrysomelidae. The record is from the annotation of a GenBank genome assembly.
CCCCACACGAUGUGCACCACAGAACAGAGAGUAUGGCAUUCUGUGACACUGAGAGUUUUGUGGUGGCAGCAGCUAUGUUGCCAUAGCACAGAGUGCCAUAGUUACAAGGAGUAUAGCUUUUGGUCUAUAUCUGUCUCACUUUAACAAAUGAUAAAAGAGAGAGUACGCAAUAGUGCAUUUGUUACUUGGAACAAUUAAUUCAUACAAAUAAAAAUUUUAGGAGUAGGGUUUCAAAUCUGAUUGGUUGGUCUUUGCUGCAUUGCCAAAUCUUACUGCGUCAGAAUUGCAAGUUUCAUGGCUAUUUCAAUUUAUUUUAUAUCGCCAUUAGGUAGUAUAAUUUACUUAAAAUUUCGAGUUUUAAACUAGUUCAUUAUGUGCAAAAGUGUUGCUUUUGAAAAGCUGAAUGGUUCUUUUCAUCAACUUAUAACUUUUGCUCAGUAUGUUGAUCUUGGACAGUAGUUUUGCCUAGCGUCAUCAUUUUUCUUCUGAAUACCCAGAUGCUUUUUUGAAUUAUAAGCAAAAACUCCGGUGCAAAGAUGAAUAAUAGUGAGGACGAGAAAGAGGCAUCUAAGGCAGUCCCCUUGGACCUCGCGAAAAGCCAAAUAACCACUGUGAAAACAGUAGAAAGCAAACCUCCAUUGGUCAUGAGUAGCCAGUCCCUGAGAGGCGUUAGAGUGUUGUCCCAAAGUGUCUCAAAUCCUAAUACCGUUGCCCUUGGGAAUGCUAUUAUCACCACCAAUCUCAUUUCACAAGCAGUGCUCAAACCUGUUGAUUCAAGAACCCCAACAACCACUUCUCAAUCUCUGACAUCUGGUAAUCUAAGCAGACCUACACAGAUUACUUUCUCUCCAACAACUCCUCUGAUAGCACAGAGUACAACAGGUACCUCAUACCAUGUUCCAAGGGGGCCUGCAGUGGUAGCGAACUUGGCUGCUCCAAGAAGCAAUGUGACUACAGUAAGAGCUCCGAUGGUUGUCACUGCACAGGGUAGUCAACCACAUGCUUUUGUCAGGCCACAAAGGCCCCCUACUGCUGGACAAGGGACCACAUGGCUUACUAACACACAGAAUGGAUCUCAAAUUAAAGGCACACCAACAGUUUUAAGCGCUCCUGUAAAAGGUACUGUAGUCACAGGAAAGCCUCAGAUUAUAGCCAGGACACAAGGACCCCAAAUAUCUUCAGGGAUAUCUUCCAUAAGGCCAAAUACAAUUUUGCAAAGUACAAUCACUAUCGGACCGUCAGGAGUGACAGGACAGAUGCAGCCUUUCAAACCUGCUGCUGCUACAAUCCAAGCUUUGGGCACCACUGUGGCUCAAGUAUUGCCAAACCGCACUCAAGCUGUUGUCUACACUGCAAAUACUUCACAGUUCACACCCACCACAAGGAUCACAGUGUCCAAUACUACUCUGGCAGCUCAAAGGCUGCCACAGACCAGAAUAACAAGUCAAGCAUCAGGUGCUCGGUUGACAAUGCCAGUGAAUGUGACUCAAUCUUGUACUCGACUUGUCGCUCCUCAAACUACUGUGCUUACUUCUGGUAUGAGAUUGUCUACUGUCUCUACUUCUCAACCAUCUACAGUUUUGGGUUCGAUCCCAGCAACAAGAAUAACCACAACUCAACCAACUGGUACCAUAAGUAGGCUUUCAGUUGCCACCGCACCUGCCGUUUCUACCGCGAACAUUCUAGGUUCUACCAGGAUUUCGACCUUGAACUUGCAGAAUCUGCAUUCCUUGGUGGCCGUUGCUAACAACGCUCAGCCGAGAAAUGUGCAGUCGCCUAAAGUUAUCACACAACCUGCGCAAGGAACAAUUCACUUGACACCUCUCUCUACAACCGUCAAGACUACAUCGAAUGUUGUUUCUACCAUUGCCAGAACAAUAAACGUACCAAGUGUGGCUGUUAACCAGCGGCAGACAACAGUGGUGCCAUCUCAAGCCAUAUCAAUAGCCAAAGUGUUCAAUCAAGCCGUCGACGUUACACACGGGACUUCCCCGGCCACCACUACAGCGAGUGUCUUCAUACACGCGCCCUCGUCUCAGCAACAGCCUACAAGGAGGACUUCACAAAGUCCAACCCCAGUGUCAGGUACCUGUUUCGCGCCAUGUAGUAGUGCUUCUCCGGCCACAACUGUAGCCACGUAUACGCUGGCUAGCGGCACUUAUUUUUACGAUAAUUCUGCAAGUACGUACUCGGUAAACAGGACUUUUGCGAAUCAACAGCCUUUUACGACGCUCGCCACGCAGAGUUCGCAGCCACAAGCUGUCAGGCAGACGCCUGUAUUGAGUACUCAGCAAGUACAUGGCGUCGUAUCCAGUCAACCCCAACAGCAGCAGAUCCGUUUCAACCCGAUGAUGGUCGUGGAACAGACCCAACAGCCUCAACGACCAUCAUCUCAACCACCUCCCCAAUCUCAAACCACCUUCCAACAAUCCUUCCAAGCCUCAACCGUCGAUCAACAAUCAAUGUCAAACGCUGCAGCCGAAGCCAUGUUGCAGCAACAGGCCGCACUUACUAAAGUGACGUCAUCUCCUCGUCCGAGCAUACUGCGCAAGCGCGAUCACGAGGGGACGCCGCUGAAAGCAGCGAAGAAUUUGCAACCAAUGUUGGCGACGUUGCCGUCUGCUCAGCAGCAGGUGGCGCCGCCUUUGUCACCGCCUUCUAGACCGGAUUCCAGGGGCAAUGGACACAGUUCGGGUGGCAGUACUACUAUUUCUGCGACAUCUAGUCCCGGACUUGCGGAGAUCAAUGACGACAGCAACCACGCUACUGUUGUGAAUAAUAUCAAAGAAGAAGAGGAGAGUAAACCUCCAGUAGAAAUGAGUCCCAGAAAGAAGCCCAGGAAACAGCAGUUGACUGGCAAUGAUUUGGAUGAACACAAUGAUGAUAUGCAGUUUAUUUCUGAGAAUACAGUGAAGAAGGAACAUGAGGAUUCAGAUGGCAACCAUUCUGAUGAGAUAAAAGAUAGAAAUUCAGAAACAUGUGUGACAGUACGCAAGCCAGCUCCUGUCAGCCUCCUGAACAGCUACAGGCAAAACUGGAAAGCGACCCACAAUCACUAUUUGCGUCACUCUGACGUGAAGCCCAAGGACGAGCGACGACCCACCAUCAUGGAUUUGGCCAAUCAGUGCAGGGUUCAAGAAAAGAUCAACGGCUGGAAGAUACACCAUUUGACCACACAAAUGGAGGAUUUGGCUGAUCAAGAGGAGGGUGUCUACAAUCAACUGACAGAACUUUUGAAGUGUACAGAAUCAGAAGAAAAUUGUAGGCAAUAUGAUAAGGAAAUCAAUAGAGUGAACGAGCUAAUAAAGGGAAACCUCCAAAGGGUCAAAAUUAUCAACGAUGGAAUGAAGGAGGCCAAAUCUCAGAUAAUGAAAAUAUUCGACCAUAAAGUUCAUGUGAUGGAUAUCAUCAACCGAUGUGCCAGUAAAAGGAAUUUCAAAAAACGCGAAAAGUCAUAAUUAUUCAUAAGUCAUUACAAUGUACAUUUGCAAUUUAAAUAGGUUGUAUAUCUUAUAUGUAAUUUUUGUAUGAAAAGAUUUACGUUUUACAUAGUUUUAUAAAAAAUAAAUGUAUUGUAAAUGUGAAUAAGCCAUAACUUGUUGUUUAUAUAAUAAAUUUAUGAAGAAAUAAAGUAUUCUUAUAUGCA